AUUUAUUGUUGUAGAAAACCUAGGUCAUUUCUUUUCCACACUUUUAUCAGUUACUACAAAUCUUCCACUGGUCUUUGAGAAUCUCUGCUCCCAUCAAUUGUUAGAAUUGAAAAAAAGAAAUAAAAAUGCCCUUGGAAGGGAUUUUCAUGGAGUCGAAUUCAAAAGCAGCUCCCGAUCUAUCUCUCCAAAUCAGCCCACCAAACGCAACUCCACCAACAAUCUGCAACACUAUGUCCGAUCUAGCAAAGAGCUCCGGCGGCGAGGCGCAGAGAGGCGGCGGAAUUCGAUACCCACAAAACCCUUACCACGGCGUCUCAGUUCCCAUCAAGGGCAUCCCGGUGUACCCGAACCGGCCCUUCCCAUUCUUGCCGCACGACGCCAAGGAUCCAAAGAUGUGCUUCUAUCAAAUGCCCUACCCGUCCUCGCCUUACUUGCUGGAUCAACAACAACAUAUGCCGUUCCUGGGCAACGCCUCCUCCUCGUCGUCGCUGCCGCCCUACAGGACAGCCAGGUAUAAUGGCCUCACGCCGUCGUAUCAUCACGACCCUUCUUCUCCUCAUGGGAUCAUCAGAUCCAGGUUUCUGCCGCGCCUGCCGGCCAAGCGCAGCAUGAGAGCGCCGCGAAUGCGCUGGACGAGUACGCUCCACGCGCGCUUCGUUCAUGCAGUUGAGCUCCUCGGCGGCCAUGAAAGGGCUACUCCGAAGUCGGUACUUGAGCUCAUGGAUGUCAAAGAUCUCACUCUAGCUCAUGUCAAGAGCCAUUUGCAGAUGUAUCGAACUGUUAAAACCACUGACAAACCUGCAGCUUCCUCAGAUGGGUCCGGCGAGGACGAUCUCGGCGGCGACGUGGCGGGACUGCGGCUGUUCAUGGAUCAAAGAGGGCUCACGUCCGAUGAAUCUUCGCCGCAAGAUGCUGAGUAUCCAUCCACCGCCGCCUCUACAUUGUGGAGCAACUCAUCCAGGGAAUGUUGGGCACAAAAUAAUAAUGUUGGUGAAUCACAUGGCCUCGUACGAUCAUCAUCAUUUCCAUCUGAUUCAAAUGCAUGUCCUUUGAUAGAGGAGAAUGAAAGCUCGUGUCCUAAGAGCUACGAGAUAUUGGUGAAUGAAAAUUAUAAGAGUCCGAGCCUGGAGUUCACGUUGGGGUUGAACAGACCAAAUUGGGAUGAGAAAUAGCAAAAUAAUUAGCUAGAGGCAGUUUUUUUCUCAUAAAUAUCUAUCUCCAUUUUGAAAUACAUAUAUAUUGAUCCUUCAAUUUAAAUUUGAGAAGGCAAUAUAUUGCAUAUAUGAAGAGGCAGUAGGAUUGCAGUGAAGAAGAUGAUUAUUUUUUUUUUAGAAUAUAUCCGAGCAUUCAUGUGUUC
This is a messenger RNA of Salvia miltiorrhiza (redroot sage), 1357 nucleotides long. Its product is annotated as transcription repressor KAN1-like. The record is from RefSeq and is a predicted model, not a curated record. Gene Ontology annotation, biological process: regulation of DNA-templated transcription; abaxial cell fate specification. Gene Ontology annotation, cellular component: nucleus. Gene Ontology annotation, molecular function: transcription cis-regulatory region binding. The transcript has 6 exons. NCBI's taxonomy places the organism in Eukaryota, Viridiplantae, Streptophyta, Magnoliopsida, Lamiales, Lamiaceae. Bases 126 to 1172 code for a protein of 348 amino acids.